This is a messenger RNA of Homarus americanus (American lobster), 836 nucleotides long. RefSeq lists its product as uncharacterized. Lineage: Eukaryota; Metazoa; Arthropoda; Malacostraca; Decapoda; Nephropidae. Bases 132 to 821 code for a protein of 229 amino acids. The record is from RefSeq and is a predicted model, not a curated record. The transcript has 7 exons.
GAUACCUACGUAUAAAAUGACUGGCUGGUGUCUUGUGUGCUCAUCCUCAGUCUGAUCUUCAAGUCUCCAGUACAGCCUGCUGGAGUUCUGUAACAGGUAGUGGAUGACUCCGUAGCUGACUCUGGGGCAAGAUGACUGCCAGGUGGAUCAUCCUUGUCUUAAUGAUUGGUGUACAGAACAUGGCAACUGCCUCGUUUAUUAUGACCUUUCCAAACAGGGGAAACAGCAACACCAUAGACAAGCGACAGCCCUUGUCUGACAAUACAGGGGUGCGUGUGAUGACCAAGAUCAAGAGCCGCAUGGCACAGCAGACCCAGAGUAAUAGACUGGAGAAGCGCAUGCAGGCCGUUUACAAGAAGAAGCCGAUCCAAAGUACAGGUACUUGUUCACUCGACUUCAAGGAUAAUUUCGAUCACCCCAUGUUGGUGAAAAAGGGGCAAAAUAAGUUGAUGUAUCCAGUGAUCCAGGGAAAUUCGAGGAUGGUUAUUAUUCCACCUGACACCGUCGUCACGGCCUCCUGCCCUGGCCCAAAUAACAUGAUCAGCGCGACCAACGCAGAUAAGUACAUAGAGGUCACCUGCACUUCUGGACAGUUACGAAGGAAUGAAGUAAACGUGGACUGGAACACCCUAAGCUGCUCAACCAAAUUAAAACCCACCUUAAGCUGCUCGCCUGCCACGGAUCCUACCCUGAAUAAGAUGGAAUUAUGUACUUUAAAAUGGGACAUAGCCCCUAAGGUCGAAGUCAUUCAAUACACAAGCGUCAUCGACCCAAACCUGAAGACUACAUUGUACACUAGUCAUACUCUCUACGGCCAGUGAGUGUUCAGAGGCUAA